Molecule: messenger RNA, 1187 nt
Organism: Acinonyx jubatus (cheetah)
Lineage: Eukaryota; Metazoa; Chordata; Mammalia; Carnivora; Felidae
Product: olfactory receptor 2C3
Exons: 1
Coding region: 207-1187 (326 amino acids)
Biological process (GO): G protein-coupled receptor signaling pathway
Cellular component (GO): membrane
Molecular function (GO): olfactory receptor activity; G protein-coupled receptor activity
Source: RefSeq, a predicted model, not a curated record
UUAUGCAUAUUUUCAUGUCUUUCCAAACUAGCCUUCAGGAAGAUGAUGUAACAUCAUCCACAGAGCAGUUGAGUAGAUGGUUUCAAGAACAAUGGAUAUAAAAUUAUGCCUAAAGUUUGCUAGCUGACAGAAUCAUUUUAUACCUCAUAUCCUGUGCCCCCCACUCACUGCAGGUGGUCUUUUAGUCUUACUUCUGGCUGCAUGAGAUGAUGGGAAUAGCCAAUGCAAGUUCUCCAGAAGUCUUUGUACUCCUGGGCUUCUCUGCAAGACCCUCACUGGAACCUAUCCUCUUCAUCAUUGCCUUAGGGUUUUAUGUGGUGUCUAUCUUGGACAAUGGCAUCAUCAUUCUGGUUUCCUGCAUGGAUGUGCACCUCCACACUCCUAUGUAUUUCUUCCUUGCCAAUCUCUCCUUCCUGGACAUUAGCUUUACCACAAGCAUUGUCCCACAACUCCUGGUCAACCUCUGGGGACCACAGAAAACCAUAAGCUCUGUAGGGUGUAUGGUCCAGUUCUACAUCUCUCACUGGCUGGGGGCCACUGAAUGUGUCCUCCUGGCAGUCAUGUCCUAUGAUCGCUAUGCCGCCAUUUGUAGGCCACUACAUUAUACUGUCAUCAUGCAUCCACAGCUUUGUCUCAGCUUGGCCUUUGCUUCCUGGCUUGGGGGUCUGACUACAAGCAUAGUGGGCUCCACACUCACUAUGCUUCUGCCACUGUGUGGAAACAAUCGCAUUGACCACUUCUUCUGUGAGAUGCCCCUCAUUAUGCAACUGGCUUGUGUGGAUACCAGCCUCAAUGAGGUGGAGAUGUAUGUGGCCAGCUUUAUCUUUGUUGUCUUGCCUCUGGGUCUCAUCCUGGUUUCAUAUGGCCACAUUGCCUGGGCUGUAAUGAAGAUCAGGUCAGCAGAAGGACGGAGAAAGGCCUUCAACACCUGCUCUUCCCAUGUGGCAGUUGUGACUCUAUUUUACGGGAGCAUCAUCUUUAUGUAUCUCCAGCCAGCCAAGAGUAACUCUCAUGAAAAGGGUAAGUUCAUAGCCCUCUUCUAUACUGUUGUCACCCCGAUGCUGAACCCCCUGAUUUACACACUCAGGAACAAAGAUGUGAAGAAGGCUCUCAGGCACAUUGCAUCAGAGAAUUGCUGUGGCUUUGCAGGAUCAUUGGGGCAUAUUAGAGAUGUGAGUAACUUGUGA